AUGUUGGCUUUAUUACCAUUUUUCAUUUUUAUCUUUUCUCGGAUAUGUUCGGGAUAUGUUCUUAGAGGUUUCAUUGAUGACAGAAUACUACCCCUCUCUGAUAAAGAAGUUUCUUUGACAACUGUCCAAUUGUUAAGCGAUUCUUCUAAUGGCGAGCUUCCUUUUCAAGAAACCUACUUGCGUGACACUGAAGGUAACUUCAUUUUUUCUAAUGUUUCUGCCGGAGAAUAUCUUGUUGUUCUUAACUCGGGCUUACUCGAGACUCGUGGUGCUAAGUUGAAGGUUACAAUUUCUCCUGAGCAAGUUACUGUCAAUAGAAUCUUUGAUGGCCAUGACUACAAGUCGGAUGUGGGACCUUCCGCUGAAUAUCCUCUUGUUAUCAAUCCUGUUUUCAGACCACAGUUUGUUGCCCAAAGAGAAUCAUUCAGCAUUUUUAAUUUCCUUAAGAGUCCAAUGAAUCUUAUGAUGAUUGCCUCACUUGCCAUGGUUUUUGUUUUUCCCAAACUUAUGGAAGGAAUCGAUCCAGAAGCGCUUAAAAAGCUACAAGAAGAAAGUAAACAGGCCAAAGAAGGUGGUGGGUCAGAAAAACCAGCCCAACCUGUUGUUACAGCAUCUACAGCCACCGGAAGUUCUACAUCCAAUACCAACCAGGCGAAAAACCGAGGCACCAAGAAGACCCGAUAA
Messenger RNA from Magnusiomyces paraingens, 684 nucleotides. RefSeq lists its product as uncharacterized. NCBI's taxonomy places the organism in Eukaryota, Fungi, Ascomycota, Dipodascomycetes, Dipodascales, Dipodascaceae. The transcript has 2 exons. The record is from RefSeq and is a predicted model, not a curated record. Gene Ontology annotation, cellular component: EMC complex. The coding region runs from base 1 to 684 and encodes 227 amino acids.